Helobdella robusta is the source of this 450-nucleotide messenger RNA. RefSeq lists its product as hypothetical. The record is from RefSeq and is a predicted model, not a curated record. Lineage: Eukaryota; Metazoa; Annelida; Clitellata; Rhynchobdellida; Glossiphoniidae. Gene Ontology annotation, cellular component: nucleus. Gene Ontology annotation, biological process: regulation of DNA-templated transcription. The transcript has 4 exons. The annotation marks the transcript as partial. Gene Ontology annotation, molecular function: RNA polymerase II cis-regulatory region sequence-specific DNA binding; DNA-binding transcription factor activity, RNA polymerase II-specific.
AAGGAUUCCAAAUUGAUGGCUAUAGUAAAUUCUUGCGGUCACCCGGAUUGGCCCCUCCUAGCAAGUUUCUUCCCAGAUCGAUCUGUAGUCCAGUGUCAACAGAGGUGGUCCAAGGUACUUAACCCAGAUCUUAUAAAAGGAUCAUGGACCAAAGAGGAAGAUAAGAAAGUUUUGGAGUUAGUAUCAGAGCAUGGUCCAAAAAGAUGGACCAUCAUAUCAAAAUACAUCAAGGGUAGAACUGGAAAGCAAUGCAGAGAACGGUGGCACAACCAUUUGAAUCCUGAGAUAAAGAAAACAGCAUGGACAGAGGAAGAAGACCAAAUGAUUUAUGAACUUCAUCAAAAUCUUGGCAAUCGUUGGGCAAAGAUUGCCAAGUAUCUGCCAGGAAGGACAGACAAUGCCAUUAAAAAUCACUGGAAUUCAACGAUAAGAAGAAAAUUUGAGUCGGAU